GGUAGGAGAAGGCGGCUUUCUUGCAUCUGGCGAUGGUGGAGCGAUCGCGAGCGAAUAGCGAGCGAAUAGCGUUGCGCCAGGGAGAAGGUUUUGUUUCGCAGGGAAAUUUGGCAAUGCAGGGCACUUCUGCGCGUGAUGGUGCGUAAUCUCGGUGGAAUUCGUCCAAAUCUAUGGAUUGGAUCUAGAAAUUCUCUCCCCCCUGCCUCGCGAAGCAAGGAAUCGCCGCUGCCGGCCUUCUUAUCUCGCUUGGAGUGGCUUGGCUAUCGAUUGCUUCUCUUCAAUCUCGUGCUUCCCUCCCAUUCUUCGUGCUUCUUGAGUGAUAUUUUGGAGGGAAUCAAUGGAGAAAGGAAUCCGGGACAGGGCAGUAAAUGUAUCGGUGGCGCCGUGAAGCAAACGAAGGGAAAAGAAUGCCCGACAAAGGCGCGGUGAAAGUGUUUGGUCCUUGCCAAGCGCCUCUCCAGACAACAUACAGAAAUGAUAGUAUCUUUAGUCCUUUGGAUUCUUUCAAACGCACGCACUCUGCUUGCUCUAAUGGAGGCUUUGGACACACUAUGAUCUGCGCACAGCUCUUGACCAAUGUAGCCUCCGGGAUGAGUGACAGCAAUUCUCCUCAAAAGCAGACGAGGAAGAAGCACAAAGGGCGGCACGCCACGGACGCAAAGGUCCACGGUGAGCCGCUGGAGCGAAUCGAUGAAGAGGAUUUGUGCGCAGAGGAUUCUAGACGGAGGGACGCCUCCCGGCGCUUGUUUUCGUCAUCCAGUGACGUUACUGUCGCCAACUCCAUUGAAGCAAUCAGGAAGGAAGGCUUGCGUGUACGCCGUUCUCGUCUCGAGGAGGACAUAUUGAGGCUUCACAAGCGUUUAAGAAAUGAGCUAGAUCUGCGCGAAGCGCUUGAAAUUGCCUUAUCCGAUGCGUCCGCGGCCAUCCCUGAACAUGUUCCUCUGAAGGUGCGCAAACUACUGCAAGAUAUUGCAAUUCUCGAAGUCACUGUUCUAAGCUUGGAAGACCAAGUGCUGGCAUCCCAGUGGCAGCUGUGUAAGGAACGUAAAGAAAGUGCUGCAAUUCAGAACUCUGCUCCAUCGUCGUUCAGGCAAAGCAAAGCAUUCGACAGGAUCCCGCAAGCUCAAUAUUCACAAAAUUUAUUUUGUCAAGAGGAUCCUUCGUGCAGCGCUCUAGUAGACGAACUCUCGCCUGUAACCCCAGGUCUACGAAAGUCCUCUAGCCGUCUUUCGAGGUACAGCGAUGCUGAAAGUUCGGAACAACAGGAAGAUUCCUCCUACGAGCAUGGGAAUCUAGCUUUGACAAUCUCGGGAGAGCCAGAUACUCCAAGACGAUCAAGCUUUUGGAGUAAUUGCUCUGACGAAGACUACGGGAAGUCACAUAAAAGAGAAAAAUGCGACUUCGCUGAGAGCGAGAGGAUAAAACAUAGAAAACAUCAACGAAAGAAGACUAGGCAAAAGCAUUCUGAGCUAGUCGCUUGUUCAAGUUGCCCUGAAACUCCUCCACAAGAGUUUGAUGACACAAUGACGCUAUCCCGGAGGAGUAGCUUGCUUUUAAAAGGCCUCGCUUUACAUCCUAAUCGGCUUUCGGAGAAAAUGCUUCGCUGCAUGAUGGAUAUAUAUUGUCACCUUUCAGACACUGCCCCUUUCACCGCGUCUUCGUCACCGACCUCGCCUUUUACGCAAGCGAUCACAACACCUUCUAUGUCAUCGCUUUCAGAAUCUUCGUUUCUGUCUUUUGGUAAAAGCCCACUGGUUGAGUUGCCGAACAAGGAAGAUAUUGUGGGAUCCGAGAGCUUGUUUGAUCCUUACAGGACAAAAGAGAAGCUAUCCUGGGUGGAUAUUGGAGUUUAUAGUUCGGCGUUGGAAAUCAGGUGGAUAGCUGUUGGCAAGGAACAGCUUGGAUAUGCUGCUCGAGCUCUUCGAGAAUACAAAUUGUUGGUCGAACAACUAGCCAAAGUGGACAUCUUGUCCAUGGCACACGAAGAAAAACUAGCUUUCUGGGUGAAUAUUUAUAACGCUCUAGUUAUGCACGGAUACUUGGCGUACGGCAUUCCGAAUAGCGAGCUUAAGUCAUUCUUCCUCCUGCAAAAGGCAUCGUACGUGAUCGGUGGACACACCUUUACAGCGCUUGCUAUUGAGUACCAUUUACUCAAGCAUAAAGCUCCUGCACAUCGUCCGCAAAUCGCCUUACUACUGGCACUACACAAAAUCAAACUUACAUUGGAACAAACGAGUUUUGCAGUCGAUUAUCCAGAACCUUUGACAGUGUUUGCUCUAAGCUGCGGUGCGCGAUCUUCACCAUUGGUAAAGGUGUAUACACCAGAUAAUGUUAUUCAGCAGCUAAAGUCUUCGCUUCACGACUACAUCCGAGCAUCAGUUGGGCUCGGCGUGAGGGGUAAAGUCCUGAUUCCCAAGCUGCUCUACACUUACGCGCACGAAAACAUGGAGGACUCGAGCUUGCUCGCGUGGAUUUACCUCCACCUCCCGAGCCCGCAGGUGGCUGUUAUCAGGGAGUGCCUGCAACAGAGGCGUCACAGGUUCUUGAGCUCGAGGAAUUUUUCAAUCUUGCCCUUUGAUUUUCGGUUCCAGUACCUGUUUCUUAGGAGCUGAGGGGAGAAUGCAAUCGUGUACCAUAUGUGAAUAGAAGUAACUUAUUCUUUGAUUCUAA
Molecule: messenger RNA, 2670 nt
Organism: Selaginella moellendorffii
Lineage: Eukaryota; Viridiplantae; Streptophyta; Lycopodiopsida; Selaginellales; Selaginellaceae
Exons: 15
Coding region: 369-2612 (747 amino acids)
Source: RefSeq, a predicted model, not a curated record